Messenger RNA from Bombyx mori (domestic silkworm), 9784 nucleotides. RefSeq lists its product as uncharacterized. Gene Ontology annotation, molecular function: protein binding. The record is from RefSeq and is a predicted model, not a curated record. Lineage: Eukaryota; Metazoa; Arthropoda; Insecta; Lepidoptera; Bombycidae. The transcript has 21 exons. Gene Ontology annotation, cellular component: extrinsic component of cytoplasmic side of plasma membrane. The coding region runs from base 1097 to 4297 and encodes 1066 amino acids. Gene Ontology annotation, biological process: positive regulation of protein localization to plasma membrane; positive regulation of voltage-gated calcium channel activity; skeletal muscle contraction.
UAAAAAAUAAUAGCCGAGGCUGACCGAUUUAACUAGGUUAAUUAGGGAAACAGUAUAUUGGCGAUAAAGCGAAAUUACAGUGAUCUUUUGAGUGCAUCGGUUUUGCAUUGAAGCGCCGAGGGUUGGCAGACAGCAGUGGCAGUACUGACUACGGAGUCGGCAGUCCUACGUCGACCCGCGUGCACGCCGCCCGCCGCGCAGUGUCGUGUCGCGCCCUGGCACGCGCCUUCCAACCCCAAUGGACUACGAUCGACCAAACGAAUUAACUUAUUUUUCAAUUACUUCUAUAAUACACUUCAACUCUCCCGAUAGAACCUAUCGAACGAAUCACGCGACCCUAGUAUGACUGAAACUCGAUUUCGAAAACUUUUACCGACUUUCGAUAAUUAGUGUUUUAAUUAUCCAUUGUAGUGAACGAUUUCAAACUUCUUUGGUUUUUUUUCUAUUCAAAUAUGUAUCUUAAAGAGGAGUUGUUGAGAACCCUAUUUACACAUAAGAAGCGACUGAAGUUUUUUUCUUGAACAUUUUACCCGUUUCAUGAACUAUUUACAAAAUUUGUGGUUUCGUUUUCUUCCCUAAGAACCUUUUAGAACCCUCUACUAUUUCUAGUAAUACGAGUGUGCUGAAUUUAAAUCCAUAAAGAACUUUAAUCUGUGUAGUCGUUAGCGUAAAAUUAUAAGUUAAGUGGUUUUAAAGGCGUUAAAACUGUGUCAGUUCCUUUGAAUCUUAACCAGCAGUGUGCUAGCGGAUCAUUGUACCCUUCGAAUAUUCCAUUAAACUGGUUGAAGAAUAACGCGACAUUAAUGGAAGAAACUGCUUCGUCGAACACUAGUUAUGGCUCAAAAUCCUUCCCUUGAAACAUUCCUUAAUAGUUGUUCAUCUUGUCUAUUUAUCAAACCACUACGUCACCUUUAAAAACAUUCCACGUUGUGGUCGAAAUAGAUUUUUAAGCUUUGUGUCAAAAAUAAUUUAAUUUUAAUUGGGACAUUUCGUUAAAUUAUAUCCAGAACUAGAUUGUAGUGGUAGUGAGUUAAAGUGACGCGCGUAAACCUCUUCGGAGGGCGCGAAGAAUUUGCGCGAUGCGGUCUCACCAGGGAUGUACGUAAUAUAUCCUGCGGAUGAAGUAGUUUCCCUGACUUACAGCUCGCAUUCGCUGCCCCGGCCCCGGCAGCGGCCUACACUUGAUAUUUUGGUUGGACCGCUGCUGAGUUUGCCAUCCAGCACGCACCCCCUGCCCUUGGCCCCCACCCUCGUCUGCGGCAACUCUCUCAAAACGGCGCCCCCGGAGCCAGCGGAGCGCGCGCCGGCAUCGCCGACGCCGUCGCUCGACCGCUCGAGCAAGGUGCGCGAGCGAACAAAAGCCAAGCUUUUCAAAAAGCUCGGACGUCACGAAAACAAUGAUUUCGGAAAAAUUGUUAGGACACCCGCCCCCGACGAGUUUGAACUACCCGCUCCUUUGCCGACUCCAGCUUUUUCUAGGAAAAAUAUAUUUGAUCGCGAUUUCGAUGCGUUAUUCGAAGUGGCAAGUACUCCGCAAUUCGGCGCAAAUAUUCGCGUUACGACCCCUGAGCCAGAUCAUCGACCAGAUGUAUCAGCAUCACAUUUUCCUUCUCCUGCGGAAUCAUCUUUAAGUCUGCUUCCACCUCGGCCCAACUCUGAGCCGACACCCUCACCAGGGAACUCGACCCGCACUUCUACACCACAGCGUUCGUCUCUUGAAGGUACUAACUCUAAAUCGAAGAAAGUUAGUUUCUUUCGGAGGCUUGGCCGAUCCAAAGAUUCGACGCCGCCGAGACGUACCUCAUCUUUUACCAUGCAGCAACCAUCAGUGGAGAUGGCUCUUCGAGAGCUAACGCAUCCAAUUCAUAAUGAACAGCUCAAGAAUCAACAGCAAGUCACCUUCAAGCUGGUUAAAACAGUGUCGGACUUUACGACGCAACUGUCACAGCUGUAUGAGCGGCAUUCCUCCGAGCUCCAGAUACUCGUUGCCAACUUCCGCAAACGGAACAGCGAACUCAGAAAGGAGAGAGCAACAUGUCCGUCUUCUUUGUUCCACACGUGGGAGACGCUAUUGCAAGAAAUAGAAGCAGAUGUCAUCGGUUACAACAACGCUUCUUCUUCUUUGGAGCGUAUAGUGGCGACUCCACUUAUAGAAAAAACCUUUCACAUGAAGGUACAAGCGCGGAAGCUAUUUGCGCAUCGUGAGGGCUGUGAAGUGAUUCUUGGAAAGGCAGAUGAUCAACUCACUAAGAGCCGUCAAGACUACCGGGCGGCGUUCCUGACCUACUGCAACAGUCCGAAUUCAGCUGCUUUGGCCACUUACUAUGAUUCACACAACAAUUAUGUGCAGCAAUUAACCGCUACAAACGCGAUGCUUGAACAAUAUCACAAACAUACUCUGCCUACUAUACUACAGGAGCUGGAAGAGAUUCUAACUGAAGUUACAACUGCUGUAAGUGACGCAAUUUGCCAAGGAGGAGAAAUUAUAACUGAAAAGUGUAACACCCAAUUGCGUCGCUAUGAGUCUUUGUGUGCUCAAGCUCGUGCCGUAUCCAGUACUGCUGAUCUGGCGCAUUUAGCCCGUACACUGCUGACCGCACAGCCACCAAUGAAGCCGCCGAAGCGGGCUUUCCUGCCGCCUUACCCGCCAGAACCUGACGACCCGCCACUGGACGUUCCAGCGGAGAGCAUGCCUCCAGUUCUGCGUGAAGAAAUGCUUCUGGAUCGCAUGGCUGGUGGACAGGCCCGACUGAGCUAUGAACAGCUUAGAAAAGACGCUCAAGAUCUCGAAACCCAAAUCAAACUCUUACAGGAUGGCUUGGACUCUUUAGCCCGUCACCAGAAUAGAGGACUCGAAAAUAGUGUCUACAGUAAAGUCAAUGAAAUACAAGAGGAUAUGUCAAUAAAGAAAUAUGAAUACAGGGCGACGCAACUCCAUCUUGCGGCUGUAAGAGCUCAGAGAGACCUAUUCGCGGCAAAAGCAGACAGUGCUUCAGGGGUAGAUCGAAAAUUAUCUUCGUCUUCGGCAGGCAGUAUGAAGAACAAAUGGUUGAAGGCUUUUCGGAGCCUAAAGCCGCCUAGCGCACCUCCGCCACACGUGCCAGAUAAGAGGAAUGGUGCGGCGCGCGAAUCUAUGCGUUCAGGAGAUUCCGAGGCACACAAUUUCCAAGAAUAUACAUACAAAAAAAUCACACCUUGCGAUGUAUGUUCACAAGUGCUACGAGGUCACACCAGACAAGGUCUCCGCUGCCGUUUAUGCAAAAUGAACGUCCAUACAGAUUGUAUGCCACAAGUAGGCAAAUGCCAAACAAAGUCCCGGCUCUUGCGCAGACAGAAAAGCACUUCCGAAAUCGAGUCUCACAGAGUUCAAGAGACUGCAUUCGAAGAUGAAAAGGAGGAAGUGGAUCAGACCUACCAAGUUCUGAAGCGCGCCAACGAAAUAUCGAAGCCGGGCGGCGGGGGGCCCGUAGUGCGCGUGUCGGCGCCGGAGGAGUGUCCCGCGGCGCGGUCGCCGGCGAGGCCGUCCGCCGGACUGGCUGUCGCACCCCAGCCUCUCUCUUCCAGCUCAGCACCGCAUUCGCCGAGACGUCAAAAGUUGAACCUUAGGAUGAAGAGCUUGUCGUUGGACUCGCCAGAGUGUGGAGAGCUGAGGCGUCGACCAGCACGAGACCAACAGCCCUCGCAGGGCAGCCGUGUCCUAUGUUACUGCAGAGCAAAUUGCAUGAGAUAUGGCUUUCCUAGAAUAAGUAACCACCUCGUUCAUAGAUACACGUGUUCAUCUCCAUCAUCGCCGGUACAUAGCAGGAAGCUAUUGAAUACGCGUGGAGGUCGCAUGAGCAGCGUUGAAUUGCCAGACGAACCGGACAAAAGCCUGUCUUCUAACAGCGCAAGUCCGUGCCCUUCGCCAGUUAAACAACAGAGCAAACAUCAACGUCUUCUUCCAACGAAUCUGUAUGUGAUUCUAUACAACUUCAAGUCUCGCCAUGCUGAUGAAUUAGAUCUUAAAGCUGGUUACAAAGUGACCGUCAUCGACACCUCCGACCCUGACUGGUGGAAGGGAAAAUGCUUGGGAAAGAUUGGAUAUUUUCCAUCUAAAUACUGCACAAAAUUGCAAGCCGGUGAAAGACCUCUACAAGUCACCCAUAAUCUGCAGGUGUCGGACGGAGACAAUGGACUGAUGCUGCUCCGUGACCAAAUCGUGAUCCAAGUAGGUGACGAAGUGGACGGAAUGGUGAUGAUCAGAUCUGGCGACAAUCGCCAGGGAGUAUGCCCAAUUAAAUUUCUUCAGGAGGUGUGACGCUUCAGGCUGCCCAACUUCGAUUUAAUGAAGAAGCGAGGAUCCCUUACAGACGAGUCGAAGUUCUACCACCCGCCGAAAAUGAUUCAAAGUGCACCAGUCACACCAUGCGACAGCGAAUCGACUUGGUCGGAAAGGAAUUGGUCGAAGUACAACAAUGGCAGCUCCCCAACAUACGUUAGAUCAGGGUACGAUAAAUACGAUAGUUAUAUAGGAAACGACAGUACGGGCCUUGAUGAGGACGGCCAUAGAGUUUACGCGGACGGCAUGUGGUGGUGGCAAAGACCGUUGGGCGUUCGGCGGGAUCACUGCCAAAGGUGUGGGGCUUCGUCUUCUAAGAGGCCUUUGAAGAUGAUUCCGUGUGCCGGAACAAGUCAAGACGUACCAAACCACUUACAACCCAGACCGCUGCUAUCCCGCGAACGGCCCUUGCGUUUCGUAAAACAACUCUUUUUGUAAUUCUAGACCAGGGGUGGCCUACUUGAUUACCAGAACUAAGAUCUACUGUCUACUGACGAAACACCCUGCGAUCUACCGAUGACAUUUGAAAUUUAACGAAACAAUGUAGUUCAGUAUACAAAGAAGUAGUAUAUUUUCUUUUAUUCCUCCUCCUUGCGUCAAUAAUCCUCAAUGCUGAGGGUUGUGGCCUCCUCUAAAAACUUUCUCCUGUAUUAUCCUGCGCCAUUCCUGCCUAUCCUCGGCUUUGUGGAUAGCAACGUGGACCGUAUCUGGUCCGGCCAUUUGUUACCAGCUACAGCAGCAUUGUUUCUUUUAUUAAAAAUAUUAAAACACACCUGAAAUUAUAUAAAAGAGAACUGUUGUGUAGAAGAGAGCAUAAAUAAUGUGACUUAAUGGUUGUUAACAAAUGAUACAAGAUGAAGAUGAUGCGUGCAGCUAUUGGUGAUUACGUUGCUUUUUAUAUUUUUUGUCUUGCCGGGAUCGACUGAUCUAAUAGCCAUGAUCGACAGGUCGAUCGCGAUAUACUGGUUGGCCAGCCCUGUUCUAGACAAUUUAGCCUAAUAUUUUUACAGAUUAAUUUUUUGUUCACACAUUUGUAGGUUUGAACGUAGACGUAUGUUUGUUCCACUAAUAUUAUUAUGUAUAUUUUAAGAAUAGUAGAAUAGAUAUUAAAUUAUAAUUAACGUGGAACUUGCUACAAAAUAUCCUUAAAAUUUGAUUUAAGGAUUGUGUUCCAGCUUCCAGUGUGUGUCUGUUUCAAACGCCAAUUUGUCAUGUGUAAAUGUAUUUUUAAUGCACUUUUGUUAAAAAAUGAGCAAUUUUUUAAUAAGGCUUAGGUCCUAUUGCAUAGUCUAAAUGAAAACCAAUGUAGUAAAUAGUACAGUAGUUUUAUAAAUAAAUAAAAACGUAGAUAGCAUUUAAUUUUUUAGUGCUAUUUAACAAAAUUAGUAUUCGUAAUUUAAAUCGUGCGAAUUAAGAAAUUUUAUUAUGUAUUCUAAAGGCACAUUUCAUCACUUUAUGAUAAUAAUCCAAUUGGUAUGUAUCUUAUGAAUUCAAAUAUAGCGUUCGGGUGAUUUUCAUAAUAGUGAUUAAUAAUUCCGGCAAAUUUUGAGAUCGACCUUUUUUUAGUUGUUCUUGUUAUGGUUACAUAAGCACACCCUGUAGUAAUCAGUUAGGGAUAAUACAAAAUUUGAAAACAGUAUAACCGAAAAAUACUCAUAAAAGGAAUAUUUUAAUUGUUUAUUUAUAUGUUUUUUCACCAUAUUUUACUUAUACAUCGCGGUUAUAGAUUUAGCUGUCAUUUUCCAGUUUAAAAAUCACCCUGUAUAGAAAGCUAUAAAAUACUAUAUAUGUGUAUAGUAAAAGAUUAACUUAGAUAUUAAAUCAAAACGAUUUUAUUAAAUUUAUUGAAAAAUUCACGGCCUAUUGAAAUAUGAAGAGUUUAUGUUCCUUCCAAAUUUACAAAAUUUGUGACGAGGGAUGUUUUUGUAAAUUAUAUUGUAGUGACUAUAUAUUAUAUAUACUGUGUAUAUAAAAUAUUACUAUUUGCAUGAAAAAGUCCUUUUUCUGCAAAUAAAAACAUUAGCUACAUAUCAUUUACAAACUAAAUGGUUUGAUACAAACUUGUUUUCAAGAAUUACGCGGCCAUUGAUUCAAAGCUCCAAUUAAUUUAAACAUUCCAUUGUGUGACAUUAGUUCGCAAGUAAAAAAAUUAACGAUAAAUUCUAGAAAUAAAAUCAAUAUUGUCAUAGAAUAAUGCGACAAGGUGCACUUAUUGCUAUUUUAGAGAAGGCUUAUCUUUAAGAAAUUAAAAUAAUCCCACACCUAUGCGGACAAAAGCUUAUUCAUUUACUCUCAAUGAGGGUUAAGUAAGAAGUUAUAAUUGUCAGUGGACGAUAAAACUGAAACGAAUUUCGUACGAAGUAGGCAAUCCACUAAAUCGUGCCAGAUCAUUGAAUCAAAAUGAUUUGUUUUAGGCAAGUUAAAAUUUAUUAAUAAAUAUAGUUCUUGUCUUGUCUCGUUACUUAAACUUCAAUGCAACAAUUCAGUCGAAUAUAGUAACAACAUACGCACAGUCUUAUAAUAUCCAAAGAAUAACACAAACUGAUUUCAAUCUGUAUGAGCUAAAUCUACUUAAACACAAAAAACAACGAAGUAAUGAAGUAAAUCGAGAUAUGAAAGACCAUCAAAUAAUCUAUCAUUACUUAUAGCGAAUAAUUUUAAUAGAAAUAACAAUUUAGCAUUACUUAGGAACAAGGGCGGAUCCAGCCUUGGCGCCAGGAGGGGGUCACAUAGUCGUGGGCAAGUUAAGAACUUAUAAUUUAAUUUUGAUAACAAUAGAUAAUAAAUAAAUCAUGAUGUUCUUCAAUUAGUCCAAGUUAGUUCAAGUCCUGGAACUAGCUCAGGGGGGGGUCAUGACCCCCAUGACCCCCCUGCUGGAUCCGCCGUUGCUUAGGAACUAUUCAAGUCAGAAUUUUAGUGCUGUCAGUUUUCAAUGAAAUCGCCAUGAAAACUGUUUUUUUUUUUGUGAUCGAAAAUCAUAAUAGUCAUUUUAUAGGCUGCGGUAAAGUAUUAACCUAUAAAGUACCUAACUAUAUAAAUACAUUACAUUAAUAAUCGUAGUAACUUACUAUUAAGGUAGUUUGAAAACUUAUUCAUUAAUCUAUUACGUCUAUUAUCCAUAGUACAAUCGUCAGUAGAUUGCAAUGUUAGCAUGUAAAAGUGGAAACAAUAUAAUAAAAAUAAUUAGUUAUUUGCAUUCCUUUAUCGUUCAUAACGCAUUAGAUAAAUUAACUUAUUGUUUGACAUAAUACGGUGGGCAUAAUAUCGCUUUGGUACGUUUAGAAACUUAGCAAUAAAGUAUAUAUGAAUGAUAAAACUAUGUUUCCUUAUAUGAUCUAUUUAUUGAAUCAAUGUUGACAAAAUGUAUAUUAUGUAUUGCACAUUAAUACUUAAGCUUUGACGUAGAAGUCUAAAAUUCUGCAUUAAAUGUUAUAGUUUGUAGUGUCUGUGGUAAUUGAACCUUACUAGUGUUGGCCUAGUGGUCAUAAUCAGAUAACAAUCCAAGAAGCCAUAAUCAUUGACACCUAAAGAAUUAGAUUCAUUUUACGUAUUUUCUCUUUUGUUUUAUUUUGAAGGUAGGUAUUUAAUAACAGUAAUCUGAACAAACAAGGGAAGAAGCGCAUCUGUUUUGUCUUUGCCUAUUUAUUUAUAGUUACUGAUUCAAUACAAAUUAUGUCAUUCGACUUUUUUCGAUUAUUUUAUCAUUCUUAAUACUCCACUACACAACAGGGUAUUCGUUAUCUCCUAAAACAAUGUACUUAGCGUCAUUAACUUGAAACAUACAUAAAAUAUUUAUAUACUUUUCUCCCACAUUCCUUCUUCAUUAGGGGGGAAUUACUUCAUUUAAAUAAAUAAAAUAUUAAUUUUGGAUGUAUGCCGUCCGUCCCAAUUCAUUUUUAUGAAUUAAAUGUUGAUGAAAUUAUUGUAAGAUUUAAUUAAAUUGUUCUCUGUGGCUUGUUCUCUGAGUUAUAUUGAUUUAAAUUAAUAGUUAUGCUUUUUCUUUGACCUGAAUAAUAAAUAGUAGUGUCAAAAUGAGUCAAUAGUCAAUAAAUAGAGUUGAGACCUAAGUAUUAUUUACAAUACUAAUAGUAGUAGAGGCCCACAUGUUUUUUUUUUCUCUACACUAAAUUAUUUAUUACCGUAACGAAAUAUGAUUUUAGAGACAAAAUUUCAUGGAUUUAAAACAAAAAUAUACACAAAAACACAAUAAAUAAACAAACUUAAUUAACGUUUUUAACAUUAUAAAUGUUUUCACUUAUUUAGUUGGACAAAAUUAUUUAAUCAAUUGAGUCCUCUUCGAAAAACAGAACCAAAUAUAUAUUUUAGGUUAGAUAUAAUUAGAGGAUUAUAUUGUACUUAGAUGAUAGAUAUAAUUAAAAUUAUAUUAAGUGUGAUCAAAUCCCGAAAAUUGCACGCUUAUAAAGUCCCUAGGAAGAUUUUACACUAUUUUAUGUAACAGUUAGGUCGGGCAAAAACAAAAUGGAUUUAUUGAAUUACCUUAGUUUAAUUUAUGUGCUUUUAAAAAGUAGAUAAUUAUUUAUAGUUUUAAAGAAGACAAUUACCAGAAAAGUGAUCUUCCAAUCACAUAAGCAAAUUAAUAAGUAAGUCAAAUUAAAACAAAAAUGUUGAUAUGAACAGCAAAAAGAUGGAUUCAAUUCUCUUACGUAUUACUUAUUGAAAAAUAAUAAACAAAUAGAAUUGAAAUAACUAAACGCAUCGUUUAACUUUCUUCCCACUGUUUUUCAUAAAAAAUAUAUUGUCAAAGUUUAAAUAACUCUCCGAACCGCUUCGAAAGCUUACGAAAGUUUAUCUUUUUAUAAAACCAACAAAUUAUUCAAUAGACGUUAUUGAAUUGACCUUAGCUUUAGCUGAAUGCAGUCAUCGUGAUUUUGUGGUAUUAUUAGAGAUUAAAUUCAAUCUCACUCUGCAGAAAAACAAAGCAACGUAAUUGCUUUUUAAUAUUUGCAUCUUAAUGUUUUAUUGCUUUCGAUGACAAGUCCAACGUGUAUUAAUCUAAUAUCUACCGCAAAGAACAGGAAUUAUUAGAAUCCUUAGAAGAAUCUAAACUUAGCACAAGGAAGGUUGUCAAACGCUGCGAAAAAACUUUAGUGAGUUCAUUAUAGGAGUUGAUGAUUGAACUUUUCUAAAUAUGUUAAAACGCCCCAGUCAAGAUGUGGUACCCAUCCUUAUAUCAAAGCAAUAGUAAAUGGAAAUUAUGCAAGUAUGAACGAAAUAUAUAAAAAAAAUUGGUAUUUUGGAAUUAGCCGGAACUAAGUGUAACUUGACACAACGCACUGCAGCUUGGGAUUGAAAUUAAAUUAAAAAAAUAUAGAUCGGUCUCGUUAUGCGUAUAUUAUUAUGUUAUUUUAGUAUUAAAUAAUUGUUUGUUUUCCGUCAACAAUGCAUUUAUUUGUCAAGGGAUUAAUUAAACUGUUGUGUUUAGAUUAAAUAAAUAUCGUGUCAUAA